Messenger RNA from Durusdinium trenchii, 1712 nucleotides. NCBI's taxonomy places the organism in Eukaryota, Dinophyceae, Suessiales, Symbiodiniaceae. The record is from the annotation of a GenBank genome assembly.
CUAGUAGUAAGGCACCUUGGUACUAGUAAUGCUUUUGACUUGAGCCAUGAAGCUGGCCAUGAGAAGCCUUCCGCGCCUGGCCCCGAGGACCUUUGAAGCCUCCUCUGGAAUGCCUUGGCUGGCGCUGGUGCCGGUGGCAGCUUGCUCAGCGUCUGUCUCGAUGCUUCUUUGCGAUGAAGGGUCUGCCACAACAAGCGGCCAGCCAAGAGCCCCGAUGGGCCGGUGGCGCUUGGAUUCUUCACAGAGCGAGCUACUUUGAACGAGCAAACAAGUUCAGCUGAGGUCAAACUCCAACGAUACUCAAGCCGUUUCGUACAAGCUGGGAAGGCCGUGUCCAUACAUACGACCUUCACCGAGUAGGAUGGGCUCAAUAGCUCAAUUUUGUGCGUUGUCCAAAGAAGGACUGGCGCAUGCAACCAGCAAUGCAUGUAAAUUGUAAAUCAUAUUGCUUAACUACAUAUUGUCCAACAAAGAAUACGAUGGACAGUCAAGCCAAGAGUGUGAAGGGGUAAGAACUCCCAUUCUCGGUUUUCUUUGCUCAGCUUUUAUUUGGCCCCAUUAUCUGGCCGCCUUUGGAUUACGGAUCAAUAAAACACUUUCGGAUUGCCUUGUUUUGCACCGUUUACAGAUUAGAACUCAGAGCCACCAUUGUGUGAUUAUUGUGAUAUGGGGAUGCAGGAUUAGAACUUCGGGCAGACCCUUGUUUGUUGGUGGCUCUCCUGCAUAGUAGGUGGCUUGUGAUUUUGGCCAACUGCAGAUCCAAACGCACUGAAAAUGCAACACCUCCAACUCAGUGGCUUGGAAUUGGUUGCUUGCAAAUCGGGGUUGUGUCCUUGAGGGUGGCUGGUUGUGUGUGUGGAUGCUUCCGCUUGGAACUUCUCACCCUGAUUGAGUGAGUGUUUCUUUGUUUCUGGUUCUGCUUGAUGACGACUUGUCUCUAAGCCUGGGGUUUGACUCGGGUUACUGUAAUUACAGAUACUACUGUAUAGCAAGGUUUAUGGCUUAUGCCGGCUUACGGAUUGUAAGUAAGGAAUAGUGAGGAUACGUUUUCUUUUAGUUUGUUUGUUUUUCAGAUUGGCAGGUUUACAGAUUAGUUUUGUGGUGCGCUCAUUUUGAUGAGCCCAGUUAAAGGCAGCAGGCAGGUUUGUUCACAACCUCUCACGACCAAGGUCGAUGCGGCCAUAUUUGAUGGGUUUGGGCUUGCCUGGCUUUGUGGCCGGGAUCAUUGACCGCAUCCCUGUGGAUCUCAACAUCAGUGUAGAGGAGGGUGUUUUGACGGUGAAGGACAAGACCUUCUUUGGCGAAAACUGCACAGUGAUCACUCUUGGCGGCGCAGAGGUUGAGCGAGAGACGCGCAACAAGCGGAAGAAGUUCAUGCUCUCCGCCUUCGAAGAUCUCUCCAAUGGAUCUCCCCAGCUCACAGUGCAAUGUCGUCUCUUCCAGCGUGGCGAUGGCUGGCGCUCGCUCCAGAGCUUCAAGGUGCAGGAGGGGACAUUGCAAGAAAGAUAUAUCCUGAAGCGGCCGGACUCUGAUGACAUAGUGGUGACACGGGUGUUCAAAGAUUUGAACUCUCCGAAGAUCCCCAAGGGUGAGCAGGACCUUUGCCAACACACAUUUGGAAGCUACCGAUUGCUCACGGGAGUGGGUAUAUUUGCAGUGCUGGCGUCAGCAUCCAUUUGCUUCGUCCUUACCCGCUCAGAAUGAAUCUGGAA